CUGGCCAUUGGGUUCGAUUGGGUUGAACCCGACCGUCUCUGGCCGGUCCCAGCCCAAAGCCCUCCCUGAGCGGCGGCGGCGGACCUUGCCGCCCAUCCUCUACGCUCAAGGUUCGUUCUGUGCCCAGCUUCUUUGAGGGGAAAUCGGCCCGGCGGGAAUGGAGGAGACGGAUCGUGCACAAGGUUCCGUUCCCGAGCCCGGAGAAGAGCAGCAGGACGCGCCCCUGCCGCUGCCGCCCGCCUUCCUCGAGUUCCUCUGCGAGAACGGCCUGGACCCAGCGUUGUACUCCACGGCGGCCACCAUCCCGCGCUACAUAAGGUUAAAACCAGGCAUGGAGUCCCAGAUAGCGGAGAUCGAAGGUGAGUUGAAGUGUGUGCUCGAGAACGUUUCAUGGCUGCCAGGUUUCUAUGCGAUUCCGCCCGAAGUUCUGAUUGCUGGCUCCAAGGCUUAUCAGCAAGGGAAGAUCUAUGGAAUCGAUGCAGCUUCUGGAGCUGCUAUAUUAGCACUUGAUGUUCGACCAGGAGACCAUGUUCUUGAUCUCUGUGCAGCCCCAGGUGCAAAACUUUGCAUGCUUGCAGAUAUGCUUGGAAGCACAGGUUCUCUGACUGGCGUUGAUGUUGCAAAACACCGUCUUUCAGCCUGUCGUACAAUGUUGCAGAAGUAUUCUCUCGGUGACCGUACCCGGCUCUUUGUUGCUGAUGGGACUUUGUUUUCCAUUUUGCCUGUGAACUCCAACCUGCGAAGAAUGGAAGGGUCAAUUGGCCUUGAAGAAAAUGGAGGUACAUUCUCAGAAUGGACUUCGAGGAGAUCAUGGAAGGAUCGGCAGAAGGCUAAGAAAUUAAAUGCAACCGGUUCACAACAUCUACUGGCAUCUUCAGAACCUGAACUAAUAUACUAUGGUAAACAUUCAGGAUUAGUUGGGCUGUGUAAAGCUGAUGUCCUUUGUCCGGCAGUUGAUGAUGAAGCCUGUACAUCUGGCUAUGAUAAGGUCCUAGUGGAUGCGGAGUGUACUCAUGAUGGAUCCAUAAAACACAUUCAGAAAUUUGAGUUCUGGGGAUGGAAAACUUUAGAUCGCCGUGUACUCGAUGCUGAAAGAACUGAUAACCUGCUUCAGCUUCAGUUACAUCUUCUCACCAAUGGUUUUAGAUUGUUGAAAACUGGUGGAUCACUUGUAUAUAGUACUUGCAGCAUGACAAUUGCACAAAAUGAGAAUGUGGUUCAGCAAUUCCUUUCAACACAGCCUUCAGCAGAUUUACAAAAAAUUGAUUUGUCCGAUAGUUGGCCCUGCAGAAGUGGUGGCAUCCCCAAGACCUUGCGAUUUGAUCCUGUAACUUCGCAAACCAGUGGUCUUUUUGUUGCCAAGUUCAGUAAACUACCGACAUAAAGCAUUUUCUGGUUUAUCUUCCUGUACCAUCCAUGUCCUACUUAGUCGCCUUUUCACUUGAAAUACUGGUUUUCCUUGCCAGAACCAAAAAUGAUAAUAUAGUACAAGUUGGUUUUCAUGCU
Molecule: messenger RNA, 1506 nt
Organism: Panicum hallii
Lineage: Eukaryota; Viridiplantae; Streptophyta; Magnoliopsida; Poales; Poaceae
Product: multisite-specific tRNA:(cytosine-C(5))-methyltransferase trm4b
Exons: 9
Coding region: 158-1384 (408 amino acids)
Biological process (GO): RNA methylation
Molecular function (GO): methyltransferase activity
Source: RefSeq, a predicted model, not a curated record